AAGCCCUUUUAAGAGCGUCCUCAUGUUGCAUUGGAUGCAAAUCCAACGAGGAAAAUGCAAAUCGAGGCUAAUAUUUUCUUUCCUUCGAUACUCCUCUACCGCACGCAUUUUCCCUUUCUUCCUCCCGCGAUAUUUUCCCUCCAUUUCUUCUCCCUUCGUUCCUUUCUUCCUGUCAUUUCUCCAUACCACCUUCCCGUCGCAGCACCACCUUCCCUUUCAUUCCUUAACUCCAUCUCCAUCUCUCUCUCUCUCGAUCUAUUUUGUUCGUAGUGUUUAGGAUUACAAAAUGUGGGAAGAGAAGUCGAACUUCAAUGGAGAGUGCCUUCGCGAGCGCCUCUGGAUCACUGACCAUAAAAAAUAGAGAAAGCGGGAAAGUCUUUUCCCCCCGUGCAUUCUUUCCUUCUCUCUACUUUUAUCUUCUCUGGCUGGGUUCGCGUAGUUUAAAAGGGGAGAAGGAAAAACUCUAGUCUUAAACCGGUUUGGGUUUUCAGCUCUUUGCUCUUCUGCCAUUUCUGUAUUAUAAAGGUAAUGGAAAUUCAGUCUCUUCUCGCUGCUACGCCUACACUUCCUCCUCCGCGCCCUAGGCGUACUUUGAAGACGGUUCGUCCAAAUGUUCUCUGCCGUUGGAGAGACUCAGAUAAUCGAGCUUUAGCUCGCAAGAUAAUCCGGCAGUGGAAGCAAGACCGAGGUUUUGAUCAAAAGGAUAGUGAUGCAGCUUGUGCUGCAUUAGUACAAGACUUGAGUCGAAAAAGAAUGCCUCAUCUAGCUCAAGAGCUUUUACUUGAGAUGAAAUCUGAAGGUUUUCUGCCUGGCAACUCUACAUUGUCAGCUCUGAUGCUAUGCUAUGCAGGUAAUGGCCUUCUUCAGCAAGCACAGGCAAUUUGGGAGGAAAUAAUAAAUAGUUCUUUUGUGCCAAGUAUUCAAAUAGUUUCAGAGCUAUUUGAUGCAUAUGGGAAGAUGGAACAGUUUGAUGAUGUAGCCAAAAUUGUGGAUCAGGUAAGUUCAAGAGAUUUUAAUUUGUUACCUGAAGUUUACUCACUGGCUAUUUCUUGCUUUGGAAAAGGAGGACAGCUUGAAUUGAUGGAAAAUACUUUGAAGAAAAUGGUUUCUAGGGGUUAUAUUAUAGAUUCUUCCACUGGUAACGCCUUUAUUAGAUAUUAUAGUAUCUUUGGUUCUCUGAGAGAGAUGGAGAAUGCCUACGGUCGCCUUAAAAGGUCUAGACUUUUAUUAGAAAAAGAAGGAAUCAGGGCAAUAUCGUUUGCAUAUAUUAAGGAAAGGAAGUUCUACAAAUUAGGUGAGUUCCUGAGAGAUGUGGGUCUUGCUCGGACUAAUGUCGGAAAUCUCAUAUGGAACCUUCUGCUGCUAUCCUAUGCUGCCAAUUUUAAAAUGAAAACCUUGCAGAGAGAAUUUGUGAGAAUGGUUGAAGCUGGAUUUCAUCCUGAUCUCAACACAUUUAAUAUCCGGUGUCUCGCUUUUUCAAGAAUGUCUUUGUUAUGGGAUCUCCAUCUUAGCCUUGAACACAUGAGACAUGAACAAAUCAGCCCUGAUCUUGUGACUUAUGGUUGUUUUGUUGAUGCAUAUAUUGAUAAAGGACUAGGGAGAAAUUUAAACUUUGCUUUGAACAAAAUGAACUUGGAUGAUUCUCCACUACUAUUAACAGAUCCAUUUGUGUUUGAGGCUUUGGGUAAAGGGGACUUUCAGUCCAGCUCAGAGGCAUUUUUGGAGUUUAAAAGUCCGAGGGAAUGGAAUUACAGGAAACUGAUUGCAGUAUAUCUCAAAAAACAAUGCCGGCAGGAUCAAAUCUUUUGGAAUUAUUGACAAAUGCUGGUCUGAUUGUUCAUAGAAUCUUAACAAGCUAUUGUACAAAAAAGAUGCUUAAUUUCAGUUUUUUGAUACAUAGGACUUUGAGAUCAGUGGAAAACCCGCAGCUGCUUACAAGAUCGGCUAUUUCCACCCAGUAUAUGUUGUCUUCGUAGGCAUACUGCACCACGUUUAUGUCCCGAGAAGUUUUGAUAAUUUGAUGUAAUAAAAUUAUGAAAACAAAAUUCGUGAAAAGGUUUUUUGAGCUU
This is a messenger RNA of Juglans regia (Persian walnut), 2069 nucleotides long. RefSeq names its product pentatricopeptide repeat-containing protein At3g42630. The record is from RefSeq and is a predicted model, not a curated record. The transcript has 3 exons. NCBI's taxonomy places the organism in Eukaryota, Viridiplantae, Streptophyta, Magnoliopsida, Fagales, Juglandaceae. Gene Ontology annotation, molecular function: protein binding. The coding region runs from base 529 to 1818 and encodes 429 amino acids.